Molecule: messenger RNA, 4992 nt
Organism: Zea mays
Lineage: Eukaryota; Viridiplantae; Streptophyta; Magnoliopsida; Poales; Poaceae
Product: protein DA1-related 1
Exons: 15
Coding region: 3005-4684 (559 amino acids)
Molecular function (GO): ubiquitin binding
Source: RefSeq, a predicted model, not a curated record
AUUCUAGACGGGUUUGGAUUGUGGAAAUGAAUUGCUAUAAGGAUAUUGACAUGAAACAAAUAGCAAGUGACUGAUGCAAGAUAUUUAUGUACUCUCAAUUGUGUAUUUAGGUAUUAAGAAGUAGCUAUCUCAAAUAUCUGUGAACUCAAGUGACUAUCCAGUUUGAUAGCUAUUACUGAUUCUUUUAAUGUGUUGUUUGUUUGAUAGCUAGAUUAAAAUAAUAAAAAUUAUGCAUGGUUAGGAUCACAAAUGGAUUAUGAAAUCUUUUCUUAUAACAGUAUAACACAUUUAUACAUAAGUUAUUGUAAUAUUAUAUAUUUCCGUUGCAACGCACGGGCACUUACCUAGUAACAAAAGAAGAGGAGACAGUAAUUAAGCAUUACGUAAGCAAUAGUGAUUGACUUAAUAAUUAAUUGAGCGCAACGCGUUUACUGCCUCCAGUGUCCAGUCCAAGCUAAAAACCGGUGCAGAACUGCUCUCUUUUGGCGUACCAGUGCGUCAACCGUAACCCUUUUUCUUUUGCAAGUAACACUCCUGCACUCGCUUUUAAAAUCCGGGCUGUGAGAGGAGGGAAAAUCUCGCUUAUAAGCUCAUCACGGCCCCCUCUAGCUAGUGAGGUGGUACUAAAGCCGGACGCUGACGGUUGCGCUCCUGACAUCCCAUCCCCUUUUCGGGCGGUAUGACGAUUGCCUGAGCUCCGAUACCAAUUGUCAGCGACCUUCCCGGUCUAACCCACUCAAUGCUACACCUUUGGACGUUUUUCGGCGCUCGUGGGCUAACACAAGCGAGCCCCUGCACUCGCUCUCAAAACCCAGGCCGUGAGAGGAUGGGAAAUCUCGCUUAUAAGCUCACCACGACCCCCUCCCGCUAGCGAGGUGGUACUAAAGCCGGACGCUGACGGUUGGGCUCCUGACAACCUGCUGUAUCGCUGCUUGUCACUGUGACCAAAUUGGGUUCAAAACUGGGACCGGAUCAACAACAUUUUCCUAGCACAGAAACUAAACACAAAUGGACUAUAAUUUAUUGCACCUUUGAACAUUUUAUAUAAUUUACUGCACCUUUGAACAUUCUAUAUAAUCCAGUGACACUUAGGUGUCUGAGUUGUCUAAUUAAGCUUUCCUCUUAUGACAAUCUAUCAUAACUAUACCUUUGUCUUGACCCCUUGCAUUUUUCUUUUAUCCUUCCUCUUUUCAUGUUGAACCCUUGAUUCUUCUUUUGGAUAUAACCAUCAUUUCGUAGUUGCCAUUCUUGCUCAAUCUUAGAUGUGGACUUUAGCCUAGCUCAUCUACACCACCUAGAGUAGAGGUUAGACCACUAGUUUCACAUGGAGUUUCAUUCUUUCUCUUUUCAAUAAUUGACGACAACCAUACAAAGGUAGGAACUAUAAUUUGAAUUCCAAGAUAGUAUUUCAUACAAGAGUUACUAACUUGGUUUGAAUUUGAUUAACGUGUCUAAGAGUUUUAGCUACCUGUGAAUAUUUAGACAAGUUUCAUAAGUUAACUUUGAUAGUAUUUGUUCCCUCUACAUGUGUGCUAGGAAUUAUGAAUUACAACUUGCAUGUGUUGGAUUUUGAAAUUAUGUAAGAAACAAUGCUACCAAGUGAUGCUAAGGUGUAUAAGAUAACCCCUUGAAGCAUGUAGACUACUUAAAUGCCACUUAGAAAACAUUUAUCUUUGGCCCCUAAGAUAGCUAGACACACCUUCGUGAGAUCAAAACUACAAGAGAGAUUUCUAGAUACCAAUUAAAAACAAAUAAUAUUAAAUGUAGUUAUUGCUUUACUUAUGCAUGCUAGUAUAUCAAAUCAUCAAUUGAACAUUCAUCUUGGUCCAUAAUAUAGCCCCUGUUUUUAUCAUGUGUAACAUGUCUGCAACAACUUUAAUUUAGAGCUGAUUUGAUGAUAAGGGAAUUAGAUGGAUUCAUGGGAGGAAAUCUCUUGGUAUUCAUUUCAUUUUCUAUGGAUUUUCUCCAAUUAUUUUGUCACUAAACCAGCCUUUAGUGUUAUUUUUCCCGAAACAUGCAGAUCUAAAUUCAUCGUCUAUUUUGCUCAUGAUUUUAUGGAAAAAAGUAGGUCUACCCCUGUGCGAGAGCAUAUAUAGAAAUUUGCAUCAAUGCCAAAUAAAAUACUAGGCAGGCAACUGAUCAUACUAAAUACUAAAUUUAUAAAAUCAUAAACAGAAAGGGCUUUGAUACAAAAACAGCCUGGCCAGCACUGCCAUUGCCCAUUGACUUCGGUAGCGACCUCUCACGGUCUCACCCCACUCCCGCCUCUCCUCAGUCACCCCUCCAGCUCCAAGGUCCGAGCCCAACUGCCAGAGAAUUUCCUGCGCGCGCAGGCAGGGCGCUCGACGGAAUGCGUGCGCCAGACGUCGCCGCGCCUCCUCGCCAGCCUCAGCCCCACGUGGGCCUCCUCUACCCUCCCCCUCCCACCGGCCCCGCGCGUAGGGGUGUCGACGUCGCCGCGACAACGACGCGGGCGGGCGGUGGGCGAGUGAGAGUGGGGUUGGGACAGAGAUGUCAACCUCAGCUCGUUGUUUUUUCUCUCUCCGUUUCUCCCUCCUGGACUCGGGCUCCCACCCUAUUUCUUUGCUGCACCUGCACCUCCGCUUCCCGUCCAUAUCACGCUUUGAUCGCUUCUUUUUUCUCUCCAUCAUUUCUCCCCGUUUCGUCUCGCUUCUUUUCUGUCGCCUCCCGUUUCGUCUAUCUCCGGCCGGCCUUUCUGCUGCAAGGAAACCAAUAUUGUUUGCUGGAUCUUUCAAAAAGGGAAACCGAAUUCCCGAGAGCGAGCAGCAGGGAAUCUCUGCUGAAUCCGUAGGCUCCGAAUUGGAGCUGGAAGUGUAGUGAUUUCCUGAUUGGGGACAUAAGGUGGGGUUUGUCCCUACUCCCCAGUGAGCUCCACGCGGUCCCUGCUGUUCUUCCAGUCAAAAUUCUGUACCCUUCGGUGCUGGGGUCAAGGAACUAGGCGUGUUGUCCUGAACUCUUGAUUCCUGCUUCAUGGAAAUUGUAUAUGUUUUUCUCUGAAUUCAAAAUCGUCCCUAUUCUCCCAAAGCUUUCUGAGUUUCAAGGCCACAUGGGACAUAAGGGAGAAGCAAGCAAAGAGCUGAUAGUGAAGGUGCCAUGUGUGUUUGGAACAGGCGCAGGAAGAAGGAUAUUGUCCCUCUCCAAAACUAUAAACAUGGGUUGGUUGAGUAAAAUAUUUAAAGGUCCAGUAAAUAGAGUUUCAAGAGGACACUACAACGGGAACUCCCAUGAAGGCUAUUCAGCUCAGCACACUAAAUCAUAUGGUGUGCAUGGCAAUGAGGACGAAGACAUGGAUCAUGCUAUUGCAUUAUCCUUAUCAGAGGAAGAUCAAAGGAAGGGAAAGACCAUUGAUACCGGGCAUCAUUUAGAUGAAGAUGAACAGAUUGCACAGGCUCUGCAAGAAAAUAUUGGUCAUAACCUAGCUGAAGACGAACAGCUUGCACGGGCUCUGCAAGAAAGUAUGAAUGAUGGACCUCCUCGUCAGCACAUUCCAGUUGAAGAUGUUAACUCAGAAAGUACUCCAGCAAGCAUCUUGCCCUCAAAUAUUUUCCGCACAAGUGGCUUGAGGGUUUGUGCUGGAUGCAGAAGUCCAAUUGGCCGCGGUCGGUUUCUCAGUUGUAUGGACUCUGUUUGGCAUCCCGAGUGCUUCAGGUGUUAUGCUUGUGAUAGACCAAUAUCAGAGUAUGAGUUUGCUGUUCAUGAAAACCAUGCCUACCACAGGCCCUGCUACAAGGAGCGUUUCCAUCCUAAAUGUGAUGUUUGCAGUAGCUUUAUUCCCACAGAUAAAAAUGGCCUCAUUGAAUACCGGGCCCAUCCUUUUUGGAUGCAGAAGUAUUGUCCUUCCCAUGAAAAUGAUGGUACACCUAGGUGCUGCAGUUGUGAACGAAUGGAGCCAAAGGACAGUCAAUACAUAACAUUAGAUGAUGGCCGGAGACUCUGCUUGGAGUGUCUGCAUACUGCUAUUAUGGAGACCAAUGAAUGCCAGCCACUGUACAUUGAUAUUCAAGAAUUUUAUGAGGGUAUGAACAUGAAAGUAGAGCAACAAGUUCCCUUGCUUUUGGUUGAGCGACAAGCUUUAAAUGAAGCCAUGGAAGCAGAGAAAUCUGUGCACCACCUUCCUGAAACAAGAGGCCUCUGCCUAUCUGAGGAGCAGAUUGUCAGAACUAUAUUGAAAGGACCAAUUGGACCAGGCAACAGAAUCAUAGAUAUGGUCACAGGACCAUACAAACUCAUUAGACGGUGUGAAGUGACUGCAAUUCUUAUACUGUACGGGCUGCCAAGGCUGCUAACUGGCUCGAUUCUGGCUCAUGAGAUGAUGCAUGCUUACCUCCGACUUAAAGGAUACCGAACCCUGAGUCCAGAGGUUGAAGAAGGCAUCUGUCAGGUUCUAGCUCAUCUUUGGCUUGAGUCAGAAAUCACAUCAGGUUCUGGUAGCAUGUCAACCACCUCAGAUGCGUCAUCGUCAUCUUCAACAUCUUCAUCAUCGAAAAAGGGCGCAAAGACGGAAUUUGAAAAAAGACUCGGGGAGUUCUUCAAGUACCAAAUUGAAACAGAUUCUUCUGUCGCUUAUGGAGAUGGGUUUCGAGCAGGCAUGCGAGCCAUUGAGCGGUACGGCUUGAGAAGCACCCUUGAUCAUAUCAAGAUGACGGGGUCUUUUCCAUGCUGAAGCUGGUUUUUUUUUACCUCGGCUUGGAUAUGGGUAUACAUAUUUUUUUUGGAGAACUUUUGGUUCAGGUUAUACAUACGAAAAGCCGAACUUCUGUGUCGAGAAGAGGCAUAAGGAUUUAGCUAUACUGUCCAUUGCAGGAAAAAAAACUGUUUCCCUUUUCAAUUAUAAAAUUUCACAGUGCAGACAUGAAGGUAUGUGGUCUUUAGCUUGGCCAACCUUGUGGAAUGCUGUCACUUGAUGCAAAAGAAAUUUCGAAUACAUAUGCUUUGCUGUGCUUGAAAUGCAAUGGUUGGAUGCUAUGCUCU